AUGGUGGUCAAGCUGCUUUUCAAAAACGGUGUAGACGUUAAUUCCGAGGAUGGAAACGGCCGGACGCCGCUGGUGUUAGCGUCGUUGAAUGGGUAUUAUACGGUGGCCGAGCUUCUUCUCGAAAACGGUGUAGACGUUGAUUCUAAGGAUAGGCACGGCCGGACGCCGUUAGUGUCAGUAUCGUUAAACGGGCAUUAUACGGUGGCCGAGCUUCUUCUCGAAAACGGUGUAGACGUUGAUUCUAAGGAUAGGCACGGCCGGACGCCGCUUCUUCUUCUGGAAAAUGGUGUAGAGGUUAAUUUAAAGGAUAAAAAUGGUAGGACGCCGUUGUCACAAGCUGCAGCAAAUGGACGCGAAGAAGACGUUAAGCUAUUGCUUAGGUAUAAGGCUGAAGUUAACUCUAAAGAUAAAGUUAGCUGGACACCGCUCUGGCGCGCUGCAGAAAGCGAAUAUAAGGGAAUGGCUAAGUUACUUCUCGGGUAUGGCGCCAAGGUAAAUGUGGAAGAUAUUGAUAGUAACACGCUGCUGUCAAUGGCUGUGAUGGGUGGACGUAUGACAAUUGCCAAGAUUUUUCUCGAGCAUGACGCUAGCUCUCUCCCUACGAGUACUGAGUACGGCCGAAUUCUGAUAUUAUGGGCUGCGAAAAAUGAUGACAGGAGGUUAGUGAGGCUUCUACUCGACAAUGGCAUUCAUGUGGAUUCUACGGACACUAAAUACAGCCGGACACCGUUGUGUUGGGCUGUAGAAGAAGGAAAUGACGCAAUGGUCGAGCUGCUACUUGCUAACAACGCAGAGGUAAAUGUGGUAGAUGGCAAUGGUCAAACGCCCCUGUUUCGGGCUGUAGAAAGAGGAUCUAAUGAAGUGGUCAAGGUACUACUUGCUAACAAAGCGGAGGUAAAUGUGGCAGAUGGCAAUAAAAGAGGAUCUGAUGAAGUGGUUAAGCUACUACUUGCUAACAAAGCGGAGGUAAAUGUGGUAGAUGGCAAUGGUCAAACAGCCCUGUUUCGGGCUGCAACACACGGCCACAAAGCGGUCGUCAAUCUGCUGCUAGAACAUAGAGUCUUUCUGGACUCUACGGAAAUCAUAUAUAGCCGAACACCCCUGUCCACAGCCGCGGUGAAUAGGCACGAGGCCGUGGUGAGGCUACUGCUCGAAUUUGAUGCUAAAGCAGACUCUAAGGACCACCUACAUCGCACGUCACUGAUGUUAGCAGCGUUGAAGGGGCACGAGCAAAUAGUUAAGCAACUUCUCUCGACGGGUGCGGAAGUCAACUCUAAGGACGUGUAUGGCCGAAUAGCGCUGUUCUAG
Molecule: messenger RNA, 1308 nt
Organism: Penicillium canescens
Lineage: Eukaryota; Fungi; Ascomycota; Eurotiomycetes; Eurotiales; Aspergillaceae
Product: ankyrin repeat domain-containing protein
Exons: 3
Coding region: 1-1308 (435 amino acids)
Biological process (GO): piRNA processing
Cellular component (GO): pi-body
Molecular function (GO): protein binding
Source: RefSeq, a predicted model, not a curated record